Molecule: messenger RNA, 1383 nt
Organism: Tarenaya hassleriana
Lineage: Eukaryota; Viridiplantae; Streptophyta; Magnoliopsida; Brassicales; Cleomaceae
Product: GDSL esterase/lipase LTL1-like
Exons: 5
Coding region: 110-1219 (369 amino acids)
Molecular function (GO): hydrolase activity, acting on ester bonds
Source: RefSeq, a predicted model, not a curated record
AAUAACCCUUAUAUAUCCAAACACAAAGUAUUCGGAAAACAUUGAAAGUUUUUUUUUCCAUUUCCUUCCAAUUCCAUAUAUAUAUAUAUAUAUAUAGUUCUUAGCCGCAAUGGCAAGAAAUUCUUCACCUCCUAGUCUCCGAUGCCUCGUUCUAGGCUUAUUUCUCGUCACGUUGCGAAAUUUCGUCGAGGAAGUAGAAGCGGCUCGGGCCUUUUUCGUGUUCGGGGAUUCCAUCGUGGACAACGGCAACAAUGAUUACUUGGCCACGACGGCUCGGGCGGAUAGACCGCCUUACGGCAUUGACUAUCCUCCCGGCCCGACUGGCCGCUUCUCCAACGGGCUAAACAUCCCUGAUUUCAUCAGCCAAGAACUUGGAUCGGAGCCAACGUUGCCGUACUUGAGCCCGGAACUCACGGGCGAGAGGCUUCUCGUCGGAGCGAAUUUCGCUUCUGCCGGAAUCGGCAUCCUUAACGACACCGGCAUUCAAUUCGUGAGCAUAAUAAGGAUGUACCAACAGUUCGAGUACUUCGAGCAAUACCAAAGGAGAGUGAGCGCGCUGAUCGGAGAGGAGCAGACGCAUCGGCUCGUCGCCGGAUCCCUCGUCCUCAUCUGCGUCGGCGGCAACGAUUUCGUCAACAACUACUUCUUGGUUCCAUAUUCUCUCAGAUCUCAACAGUUCUCGAUCCCCGACUACGUUGUUUAUCUUCUCUCUGAAUACAGAAAGAUCCUCAUUAGACUGUAUGAGUUGGGAGCGAGGAGGAUUCUGGUGCUGGGGACAGGGCCAAUAGGGUGUGUGCCGGCACAGCUUGCUCAACGCAGCCGCAACGGAGAGUGCGUGGCCGAGACCCAACGAGCCGCUGCGUUAUACAAUCCACAGCUCAGCCAGAUGCUUCAGGAUCUCAACAGCCAGCUCGGUGACAAUGUUUUCAUCUCCGGUAACAUUAACGACAUGCAGGACGAUUUCAUCACUAACCCUUCUGCCUUUGGGUUUGAGGAUUCGAAAACGGCGUGUUGCGGGCAAGGACGGUACAACGGGGUGGGGCUAUGCACCGCGGUAUCGAACUUGUGUCCGAACCGGGAUGUGUACGCGUGGUGGGACCCGUACCAUCCGACGGAGAGGGCCAACGGAAUCAUAGUCAGGAGGAUCAUGACCGGAUCCACCAAGUACAUGAACCCUAUGAACCUCAGCACCGUUAUUGCCCUCGACUCCAAGAUCUAGUUUCUUGAAUCGGCGCGUUAGCUGCAAUCGCCCUGUCAGAGUAUAGUGUCAUUGUUGAUUAUAUAUGAGUAUCAUGAAACGUCAUCGUAUCGAUGUUUUUAUUUUAACUACAUUGUGAUCUUCUGAGAUGUAUGUACGAACAUGAACAAGAGUGGUUUUGUGUA